This is a messenger RNA of Pogoniulus pusillus (Red-fronted tinkerbird), 4651 nucleotides long. It is a transcript of the gene DNAJC10, whose product is annotated as DnaJ heat shock protein family (Hsp40) member C10. The transcript has 23 exons. NCBI's taxonomy places the organism in Eukaryota, Metazoa, Chordata, Aves, Piciformes, Lybiidae. Gene Ontology annotation, molecular function: misfolded protein binding; oxidoreductase activity, acting on a sulfur group of donors, disulfide as acceptor; protein-disulfide reductase activity. Gene Ontology annotation, biological process: protein folding in endoplasmic reticulum; IRE1-mediated unfolded protein response. Gene Ontology annotation, cellular component: endoplasmic reticulum lumen; endoplasmic reticulum. The record is from RefSeq and is a predicted model, not a curated record. The coding region runs from base 255 to 2648 and encodes 797 amino acids.
CGGCUCGUUGACGAGCAGUUCUCCUCCCUGGAGGACUUGGCUGCCUCAGAGCUUCCCGGCGCUUUCGGAAGAAUGUGCCUCUGCGCUAUUAAAAGUCAUAACUUUUGCAAGACCUGUGACAUGGAGUAGGACAGACAGCAGUUUGAAGAGCUCAGUCAUAAAUACAUCUCUAUCCCAACGCUGACUUACUUACUGGAGACUCUCCCCAAAGCCUGCUUGAAUCAGAGCCUGUACAUUUCACCAAAAGCUUCAUAAUGGAGUUCUUGCUAUCCAAAGGAAGUUAUAUUCGAUAUUUCAAAAGAUCUUUCUUGCUAGUUUUGUUAUGUGUGAUAGUUCUUGUAUGCACUGAUCAGGACUACUAUAGUUUACUUGGAGUAUCCAAAGAAGCAAGUAGUAGAGAAAUACGUCAAGCAUUCAAAAAACUGGCACUAAAGUUGCACCCUGAUAAAAAUCAGAAUGAUCCAAAUGCACAUGAGAAUUUCUUGAAAAUAAACAGAGCCUAUGAAGUACUUAAAGAUGAAGAUCUGCGGAAGAAGUACGAUAAAUAUGGAGAGAAAGGCCUUGAAGAUCAGCAGCAAGGAGGCCGUUAUGAAAGCUGGCACUUCUAUCGAUAUGAUUUUGGUAUUUAUGAUGACGAUCCUGAAAUUAUAACAUUGGAUAGGGGAGAAUUUGAUGCUGCUGUUACCUCGGGAGAACUGUGGUUUGUGAAUUUUUAUUCUCCUAGAUGCUCCCACUGCCAUGAUUUAGCACCUACGUGGAGGGAGUUUGCUAAGGAGAUGGAUGGAGUAAUACGCAUUGGAGCUGUCAACUGUGGAGAUAACAGAAUGCUUUGUCGGAUUAAAGGAAUUAACAGUUACCCAAGUCUGUAUGUUUUCAGAACUGGAAUGCAACCAGUGAAGUAUUAUGGAGAUAGGUCAAAAGAAAGCUUGAAGAGCUUUGCUAUGCAGUAUGUUACAAGCACAGUCACUGAGUUAUGGGCAGGAAACUUUGUCAAUGCCAUUGAAACUUCAUUUGCUUCUGGUGUUGGUUGGCUGAUCACCUUCUGUGCUGAACGUGGAGAUUGCUUGAGUUACCAGACACGCCUUAAGCUAGCUGGCAUGUUGGAAGGUCUUGCUAAUGUAGGCUGGAUGGACUGUGGCACCCAGGGUGAGCUCUGUGACAAUUUAGAUAUCUCAACUAGUACUACAGCGUAUUUUCCACCUGGAGCCACCAUAAAUAACAAGGAGAAAGGAGGUGUUUUGUUUCUUAACUCCUUGGAUGCCAGAGAAAUAUAUAAGGAAGUAAUGCAGCAUCUGCCAGACUUUGAAAUUAUCUCUGCAGCAUCAUUAGAGGACCACCUGGCUCAUCACCGAUGGCUGAUUUUCUUCCAGUUUGGGGAAAGGGAUAAAGCACACAUACAGGAAUUUAAGAAACUUAAAUUUUUACUGAAAGAUGAGCACAUUCAGGUUGGCAAGUUUGACUGUCUUUCCUCACCAGCCAUCUGCAACAAACUGUAUGUGUAUCAGCCUUGUUUAGCAGUCUUCAAAGGAAAAGGAACGGGAGAUUAUGAAAUUCAUCAUGGAAAGAAGAUCUUAUACGACAUAGUUGCAUUUGCCAAAGAAAGUGUCAACUCUCAUGUUAUCACACUGGGACCUCAGAAUUUUCCUGACAAAGAGAAGGAGCCGUGGCUUGUAGACUUCUUUGCACCGUGGUGUCCUCCUUGUCGAGCUUUGUUACCAGAGCUGAGAAAAGCAUCAGUACAUCUUUAUGGUCAGCUUAAAUUUGGAACACUAGACUGUACUGUCCAUGAAGGGCUUUGCAAUAUGCAUAACAUUCGAGCUUAUCCAACGACUGUAGUGUUCAAUCAAUCUGAUGUUCAUGAAUAUGAAGGACAUCACUCUGCUGAGCAGAUCUUGGAGUUUAUAGAGGAUCUUAGGAAUCCAUCGGUGGUCUCCCUAACACCAGAGACUUUUGUGGAAUUAGUUCAGAGAAGAAAACGAGAGGAAGUCUGGAUGGUUGACUUCUAUGCUCCAUGGUGUGGACCUUGUCAGGCUUUAAUGCCAGAAUGGAAGAAAAUGGCCAGGAUGUUAAAUGGUUUAAUUAGCGUAGGCAGUGUGGAUUGUCAAAAAUACUAUUCUUUCUGUCACCAAGAAAGUGUUCGGGGGUAUCCUGAAAUAAGACUCUUUCCUCAAAAAUCAAACACAGCUCAUCAAUAUUAUAGCUACAAUGGAUGGCACAGAGAUGCAUAUUCACUGAGAGGCUGGGCAUUGGGCUAUUUACCACAAGUGUCUGUAGAUUUGACGCCUCAGAGUUUCACAGAAAGAGUUCUGAAUGGAAAAGAUCACUGGGUCAUUGAUUUUUAUGCUCCUUGGUGUGGACCUUGCCAAAAUUUUGCUCCUGAAUUUGAGAUCCUUGCAAGGGCCAUUAAAGGAAAAGUAAAAGCUGGUAAAGUAGACUGUCAGGCAUAUGCCCACACCUGUCAAACUGCCGAUAUCAGAGCCUACCCUACUGUCAAGUUCUACCCCUACCAUGGAACAAAGAAAAACAUUCUUGGUGAAUAUAUAGACAGCAGAGAUGCAAAAAGUAUUGCUGACCUUUUGAAUGAAAAACUGGAAGCCAUUCAAAAUAAAGGAAAAAGAAAAAAAUCUAGGAAUAAGGAUGAACUCUAAGUGGCCCUGGAGAUAGAAACAAUUUAAAUAUUCUGAAGCUGUGAAAAUAGAAGACACCAGAAGGAAAAUAUAAGGCUGAUUACAUUCAUGAUAGGACAAAAGAGAUGAAAACUAUUUUGAGUUCACAGACAUCUGUGGCUGUAUGAAUUCUGUUUUAAACUGGGGGGGAGAUUAAAGCAUUUUGGGUUUGGUGGAGGCAGUCGAUGUUUCUGCAAAUGAAUUCUGCUUAUCCCUUUUCUGAUGUAACUACUACCUUCUUCCAGUCAGACAUUGGAGUUGACCAGAAUGUGGACUGUAUCACUUUGACCUACCCAUUUACUAGUUCCUUAUAUUUUUCUGUCUUUUUUCAAAUGCUUUUUGAAUGUGGCACUCAGCCUGUGGCUGAAUAUGCACUCAGACCACUCUGCAAUGCAGAAACACAAGGGAUUGUCUACUUGAAAGACAGAGUUAUCUGAUGAUUAGUCUACUUUAGGGUUGCAUAAUUGUGUUGUCAAUUGCUAAGAAAAUCCAGAGCUGGUAGCAGGAUGUUUACUGAAUUACAUUGCUCCUAUCCUUGAGUGGAGUACUGUACUGUGGCACUGAGGGUGGUACCUAGGCAAACAGAACUUUGAAGAGCUUCUUUGGUUGGUUGGUUUGGACCUUUUUUUAUUUUCUUUUUUUAAAUAAUCAAAAAAACCCUUUAAAAACUUCAAAAGUCAGUGUUUCAUUGACUUUCAAAACUUAAGCUGAUGCUUCCAUAGCAUAACUUAAUAGGUCAUAACGUUAUUACUGUGUUUUUAAAUAUGAAUGUAUUCUGUGGACACAUUACCACUUUUCCUUUCCCUGCAGACAGGUUUUGGGGGUUUUCUUUGGUUGGUUUUUGUAGGUAUUUAGGCAAGCAAGAUAGCAAGUGCCUUUUUAAUUUAAAAAAGAAACACUGUAUAUUGUAAUGUCACCUGGUACAUCUUCAUAGAAUUCCCUCUCUUUAGAGUAAUAUUUUUUCAUAACUUCACCAACAAGAAGUACUACAGAAGAAAAACUAAUUAUUUGCUCCAUUUAGACAUUCAACAUUGAAAUGUUUCCUGUUUUCAAUAAAAUGCUGCUGAGAACUUGUCAGAUGGACUUUUCUCUGUGCUCUCCCUGUAUUUAGAUUUGGCAUGACGAGUUACUGUAGUGUGAGUAUUAGAAAUUUGUAAAUACAUUGUUACCUACAAGUAAUUUAUUUUAUAAAGAAGGCAGCAAUAAGUAAAAGGAAGAGAUUCUAGUAACUUUCAAGACAUGGAAAUAUUUCCUCCUCUGGGUUCAGUGUUGCCUCAGUUGCUUUGAGAUAUUGCAGAAAGCUGAGAAAGAAGAGGAUGUAUUGCACUGAUUUUUUAAACAAAGUAGACCAUUCCACAUCCAACUUCAACUUCAGUCACAGUCAAAAAUGAAUUUUUUUUAUAUGACUUCUAGACAAAAUCUAUUUUGAUCAGGUUUUGUUUGUAUGUGCAACUGUAAUUCCAGUUCCUGCCUUCUUUUUGAAGGAGGUCAGGGUUGCAUACUCUAGGAUCCAAGUGUCAAAAAAUUACCUGGAAUGGGCAGGUGCAGUUUCUUUAUUCCUGUUAAUGUAGUUUCUUCGUUCCUGUUAGCAGAAACAAGAGACUUUAAUGUAGUUUCUUCAUUCCUGUUAGCAGAAACAAGAGACUUUAAUGUAGUUUCUUCAUUCCUGUUAGCAGAAACAAGAGACUAGUAGCACACAACAAAAAAAGUGCUGCACCAUCAGUCCCCUCCCUAAAAGGAUGGGCACAUAAGAACUUUGUGGCUUUAUUAUGGCUGUAUUCAUACUUCAGCUUGUUGAAAAAAAGUUACUUGAUCACUUCCUUCUGGCUUAGGCACUUGUUGCAUAUAGAGAAAUAACUGCUCUCCUAAUCAAAAUGUCUUCUGUGCUGACUUACUUUGUAGGGGCUAUUGGUUUUGAAACUCAUUUAGGCUGUGGGGAAGAGGACUUAGUUAAAAUACCAAUAAAGUUCAUUUGUAAGAUUUAA